UACGACGGAAAAUUGGGCCGACAUAUACAAGCUUGUGAUACCAUUUAAAAACAAGAGUUCGUUUGAUGUCACAUCAGAGAUGAACUUCACCAUUUUUAGGAUGAUUAAAACGGCUGAGAAUUUCCUCACUUCCUUGGGCUUGCAACAAAUGGUGCCCACAUUCUGGAACAGAUCCAGACUGACAGCCGAGGAGGGAUGGUGCUACCCAAUCGCUGUGGACUUCUUCGACGGAAAGGACUUCCGUAUUCAAAUAUGCACAGUUAUAACACAUUCAAGUUUCAUAGAACUGCACCGUUUAAUGGGUCAAGCUGCUUACAUGAUGGAGUACAAAGAUCAGCCAGUCGUUUACAGGGAAAGCGCUAAUCCAGCUUUCCUGGAGGCGAUUGGUAAUAUGAUAGCCCUGUCAUAUCAGUCACCCGAGCAUUUGAAGAGACUUAAUCUGGCUGAUGACAUACCUACAGAUUAUGAGACGGACAUAAACUUUCUGAUGAGCGUGGCUUUGAAAACAUUGGCUGGGCUUCCCUAUGCAUAUCUGUUGGAGACAUGGCGCUGGUCAGUGUUCGGUGGGAACAUCACGGAGGAGAACUAUAACAAGGAAUGGUGGAGACUUCGAUGUGAACUGCAAGGGGUAUCCCCGCCAGUUUCAAGGUCAGAAUCGGACUUUGACCCCGCCUCUGACGGCUACAUAUCUCUGGACGAACCUCGCAUAAGAUAUUUUCUGGGCACAAUUCUCCAGUUCCAGUUCUACAAAGCGGCCUGCAAGGCGGCACAACACGACCGCCCCCUACAUAAAUGUGACAUAUCUGGGAGUGCAGAAGCUGGCAAUAAACUUCGGAGUAUGAUGAAACUGGGAUCAUCUCAACAUUGGCGGGUGGCGCUCAAACAGUUCACUGGGUCCAGUCAAGUGGACAUCGGGCCACUAUUGGAAUACUUCCAACCGCUAACUCAGUUUCUUGAGAAGAAAAAUGGGAAAAACAUUGGAUCGAAUUCCCGUUGCUAG
Candidula unifasciata is the source of this 1000-nucleotide messenger RNA. NCBI's taxonomy places the organism in Eukaryota, Metazoa, Mollusca, Gastropoda, Stylommatophora, Geomitridae. The record is from the annotation of a GenBank genome assembly.